Cucurbita pepo subsp. pepo (vegetable marrow) is the source of this 1589-nucleotide messenger RNA. RefSeq lists its product as uncharacterized. The record is from RefSeq and is a predicted model, not a curated record. NCBI's taxonomy places the organism in Eukaryota, Viridiplantae, Streptophyta, Magnoliopsida, Cucurbitales, Cucurbitaceae.
GAGGAGAAGGUGGAGGUUUGUAAUUGAGAUUGACAGUGAAGCGAGUCUACUUUUUCCUUGUCUGCUUCUCUUCUCUGUUGCUUUUCUUCCUUAUUUUACAUCCCACAUUCCUCAAAUUUGUCUUUAAUUUCAAACGUAACCCCCCCAAUUUCACCAUUCGUUAUCGCUUGAGUGUUCUUUAAAGCAAAAUCCAUCGCCCUCAACCUCUAAUCCAUCUGGGUUUUUGCUUACACCCUUUGAAAUCCUUCCAUUUCCAUGGCGGAUGAACCCCAACUAGCAGAUUUCCAAACCCUUUUCUUAAAUGGGCUUUCGUGUUCUUCAAUUUUCUCUCUGAUUUCUUCGAUGGGUACUCGAGUUUGAGGCGUUUCUGAUAUGGGUUUCAUUGUUCUUCUCUGAUCAACGCUGUUUUUCUCUCGUUGUUUGUCUUUAUCGUUUUAAUCUAAAGCUCUCAACUCAGAAAAUGAGGGAUUUCCCAUCUUGUUUCGGCGAAAAUGGUGUCCAAGUAGCAGAUUUCUCGUCUUCAAACAAUGGUAAGACCGCUCAAAACCUUGUCACUUGUGUUUAUCAAUGUCGACUACGAGGGCGUUCUUGCUUGAUUAGUGUUACUUGGAGUAAAAAUCUGAUGGGUCAAGGGCUUAGUGUUGGUAUUGAUGAUGCUUCAAAUCAAUGUCUCUGUAAAGUUGAUAUUAAGCCAUGGCUGUUCUCUAAAAGAAGAGGGUCUAAAACUUUAGAAGCUUAUUCUUCUAAAAUCGACAUUUAUUGGGACCUUUCUUCUGCAAAAUUUGGAUCUGGACCUGAACCAUUGGAGGGUUAUUAUGUCGGAAUUGUAGUGGAUAAACAAAUGGUUCUUGUUCUUGGGGAUUUGAGGAAAGAAGCUUUCAAGAAGUCCAAUUCCUCCCCUGUGCCUUCUUCUGCUGUGUUCAUUUCCAAGAAGGAGCAUAUUUUUGGGAAGAAAGUGUUCUGUUCCAAAGCUCAGUUUUGUGAUAAUGGUCAAAUUCAUGAUAUUAAUAUCGAGUGUGAUACGAAUGGUGUUAGCGAACCGUGCUUGAUUCUACGAGUCGAUUCGAAGACCGUGUUGCAGGUGAAGCGGCUGCAAUGGAAGUUUAGAGGGAACCACACCAUUUUGGUUGAAGGGCUUGCAGUGGAAGUGUUUUGGGAUGUUCAUAGUUGGCUGUUUAGUGCAUCACCUGGGAAUGCUGUUUUUAUGUUCAAAACAUGUUUGUCAGCUGAAAAGUUGUGGGGAAGUCAACCAUUUUGUGAUCCUAAUGUCUUGUCCUUGUCUUUCUCUCAGAGAUUUUCAGACAGCAAAUCACAAUGUCUUGGUUUCUCAUUGAUAUUACAUGCCUGGAAGAAUGAAUAGAGGAGUGGUUUGUUGAUUCUUUUCUAAUUUUUUUUAACAAGAAAACGAAACUCUUAGCGAUCGACAGACUUUUAUUGUCCCUUUUCGUGUUGAUUACGUUCGAUCCGAUGAACUGAGUCAUUUGAUUAUAUGAGAGAGGAUUUUGUUAUAGUUGGUUGUACAUUGCUCUGUUUGAACUUGAUCAUUGUUGUCAAGUAUAUAUCUAAUAUUACAUGCCUGGCUUUGAUCU